AUGACUCUUACGCGGACGUCGAGUUCUUUGCAGCAGUGCAAACUAUAUACGGUUAUUGCACUGUUGCUUGUCCUUGUUUCAAUGGUGAGAGGUUUCCCGUUAGAUGGACAACAACUCGAUUCUGCGGUGGAAGGAGUACAGAAAUAUUUGGAAUCGUCUGGUUUUCCAAAAAUGACUCGUGGUGAAGUAUUGGAUUUUUUAAACGAUUUCUCCAAGAACUCUCGAGUAAGUCGUUCAGAUAAUACUGCAGUAAAUGUCAAGAAAGAUAUUACGUACGUCACGCCAUCCCCUGAUUUCGUGUACUCAAAAACACAAAUACCAAACGUGCACGAUGAUGUGACGAAAAGUUCAACCACUCGACCAAAAAUCCCUAAUGGCGAAUCACCACUCAACUAUGGAUAUCCAAUGAGCUUAAGUAAAAAAACUGACCAGUCACUGCCAUCGACCACGCCAAUAAUAUUUGUGACAGUGCAAAGCAGAAAUUUAACAAGUGACAAAAAAACUGAGAUCAUGUUGCAAACAAUGGACGCGAGAAAUACGCAGAAAAAAAGUAUCGGCCCUUCUGUCGAUUUGAAUGCGUAUGCUAAGUUUAAGAAAAUCCCUGAAGCCAGAAAUUUGAAAAUUGACGAUGACAUGAAAGAUUUUCUCAACAAUUUCGGACUAUUGGAUGCUCCAAAAUCGGGUAAAUCGAUUGAUUUAGAUUCUAACAAACCGCAAAUGCGAUCCAACGAACCACAAAGACGAUCCAACGAACCUCAAAGGCGAAAUGACGAUGCUACUGCCACAGAAUCAGUGGAUGAAAAACUAUUAAAAUCAAUUCUAAAUGAAACUGGCAACAGUGGAGUAAACAUAUCACAGUUUCAACCUCUCCUCGAAAGUGCAUCAGACCGGAGGGACCAUGUGUUCAACCCUUCCGAAUCCAACGUAAAAACGGUAGAUAUGAACAGAAUAGCGAAGAUAGUGGAAAAUAUACGACUGUUGUCUGACGAUAACAAUACUAUUUCUUUGUCACAAGAAGCCAUCCAAAAGAAAUUAGAAAACAUAACGGCGGCUAUAGCUGCUAUUGAUCAGCCAACCGAUAAUAGCAAUAAUAAGGAAUUCAAUGGGUACGAAGUGUUCUUCGACGACAAUUCCAAAGAAGUCGAUUCGGAUCUGCCAGAGUCACCUACCGUUUCAGAGACUCAACCUUUGAGUAAAGCCCCGAACCCGCCUGAUCCUUUGUCCACCGAUGAACUUCAAAUGCUGCUGGAAAAGAACAAAAAUGAGGUAAAACGUCAAGAGCCAGUGAGUGAAGAGGCAGUAGCUAAUAUCACAACCUCUACUGAAGAAUCCAUAGCAGUCGCUACGUCCUCCGAAGCAGUGAUAACAUCGGUAUCCACUGAUUCGUCCUCGGAAGCAACGUCCGUAGAAGUAACAUCCGGCGCUAGCGCAGCAAGAGAUUUUUCUACGACUGCUGAUCCUAACCCAAGUCUAUCUCAAUUGGCCGAGUCAUUUGGUGGAGGCGAGACCGCCAGCAGUCCACCGGUAAUCGAUGAAAUAAUUACACCUGGACCCGAACGACCUAAGAACGGAUUGUACUUCUAUGUGGACUGGAAUUCGUUUUUGACAGUUAACGGAGGCCAAAAGAACCAAGUCAACUUGAGGUUUGCACCGAAAGCUGGGAACCCAAAUCAUUUUAUCAAGGUCACCGUACCGUAA
Messenger RNA from Macrosiphum euphorbiae (potato aphid), 1698 nucleotides. The record is from the annotation of a GenBank genome assembly. Lineage: Eukaryota; Metazoa; Arthropoda; Insecta; Hemiptera; Aphididae.